Molecule: messenger RNA, 4157 nt
Organism: Sander lucioperca (pikeperch)
Lineage: Eukaryota; Metazoa; Chordata; Actinopteri; Perciformes; Percidae
Product: protein FAM102A-like
Exons: 12
Coding region: 318-1466 (382 amino acids)
Source: RefSeq, a predicted model, not a curated record
AAAGGUGCCAACCGGAAGUUAAAUGACGUGCUCUCAGCCAACUUGAUGCUACUGGCGCAAAGUUCCUCCUCUUGGUACCGAAAGAAACGGGCACCAAACGUCUUCUGUCAUUGAACCGUUGCCAACGACACUCAAAGCACCCGAAAUGUCUCCCGAUUUCUGCGCUGAAUCAUCUCUGAAGAAGCGGAGCUCGCAUGAAAACACAGACUAAAAACAUCAACAGUAGUUAGCAGGGGCAAUUCAUUUAGCUUAAGCUUAGUUUUGAAUAUUUCUUGUUAGCUUCAGUCGUGUUUUAUGCGAGCGAAGACACCAAAACAAUGGCGUUCUUCGUGAAAAAGAAGAAAUUCAAGUUUCAGACCCAUCUGACGCUGGAGGAGCUGACCGCUGUGCCUUUUGUCAACGGAGUGUUGUUCUGCAAGAUGAGGCUGCUGGAUGGAGAUUUUGUCGCUACUUCUUCCAGACAGGAGGUUCGAGAGAACUGUGUUCGCUGGAGGAAGAGGUUCACCUUUGUGUCUAAAAUGAGCGCCAAUCCCCACACCGGCGUCCUGGAUCCUUCCGUCUGCAGGGUCUCAGUUAGGAAGGAACUCAAAGGAGGAAAAACAUAUACGAAGCUGGGCUUCACAGACCUCAACAUGGCGGAGUUUGCGGGUUCUGGCUCCACUGUGCGCUGCUGUCUGCUGGAGGGAUACGACACCAAGAACACACGGCAGGACAACUCAAUACUGAAGGUGAUCAUUGGAAUGACCCUGCUGUCUGGAGAUCCAUGUUUUAAAACGCCUCCCAGCACAGCAAAGUCCAUCUCCAUCCCAGGACAAGAACACACCCUGCAGCUGGACUGUAAAGGGGAGGGAACAGCCGAGCCCGGGCCGGCUGGAGGGGUUUCUCUGGGACGAGCCAGCAAGCCGCGACCCUCCAUCAUCAGCUCAGGUCUCCUUGAUGAAUCCGAAGUGAACCACUCCAGUCCUGCAGAAGUCUUCCAGUCUGGUCACUCUCGUAACUCCAGCUAUGCCAGCCAGCACAGCAAAAUCUCUGGCUACAGCACUGAGCACUCCUGCUCCUCCAGCCUGUCAGACCUCACACACCGCAGGAACACCUCGACAGGAAGCAGCGCCUCUGGGGGCUUGGGCUUCACUGCUGACACACCUACAGAGGGCGACAAGGACGCCGGACGUCCAGAAAGACCCCCUCGACCCCCGCGGCCCAUCUUACCCCCUAACAGGCCCCCCAGGCGGAAGCAGGACUCAGUGGUGAGUCAGCCCUCUUGGGUAAACGACACUCGCAUGGAUGCCGACGACAUUGUGGAGAAAAUUGUCCAAAGCCAAAACUUUGCAGAUAUCAACAACACUGAAGACAGCAACCUGCGUCUGUUCGUCAACAGAGAUGGAACCACUGCGCUCAGCGGCAUCAUGCUUGGAAACAGGGUGUCUGCAGGCGGGUACGAGCCCGUGGUGAUAGAGAGCCAUUAAAGCGAGCAGCAGGAGAGGGGGACAUGUUAACCUGUGGAUGGUGGAUCGUCUCGUCUUCUGUCUUGCUGGUUUUCCCGGAGCAUCAGCCGGUCUGACGCUGUGAAGGGAAAAACCUUGUCAGUUUGCACUUUAUGUGAAGUUUGUGGUGGCACUUGUCUGCCCUGCCUUCAGCUGUUUGUCUGUGAUGUUGAGGGCGACGACUCUGAGUGAAAUGCACAAAACGUUUUCUUUGAUACUGCCUUGUGGUGUGUUUAACUAGAUUUGAAGAAGUCCUGAGAUUUCAAUUUGAUCUGUUAAAUGAUAAAAGAUACAGAAGCCAAAAUCGCCCAUGUGUCCCCAGUUUAUUAUUCAAACUGAUGCUUAGGGGACAGUGUUAAUUAAUAGCUAUUAGAUUUGAUAGCUGUUUCUUACUUCAUACAAUUUCACUGCUGAAAACAAGUAACAGACAGGGACAGGAAGUUACUGCAGGCUGGACCGGAGUAACAUUAUGUACUGGGGACAUAUGGAUGAUAACUUUAUUAUAAACUUGACUCCUGCAGGAUGAUGUGUUCAUCUAAACCAACAAUCUUUUUGUUGAGUCAUUUUUCUUAAAGCCCCUUUUUAAGUGCCAGGUUAAUAGUAAGUAGUAACUUUAAUUUGGCCACAAGUUGUGCAGAUGAAUACAGAUCUUUUACUGUGUAUUCAGUGGAUGUGUUUCUUUUUCUUUCUUUAACACGUCUGUAUGAAAUUAUUUUGACACAUUUUUUGUCACUGCAAACUGCCCGAAAUGGUGGGCAAGAAUCUCACUGGGAGUUUAGUUAAUGUGUAACGUUUAAUUUUGAUUCAGCAGGGAAAGGUUUCCACCUUUUUUUAAAAGACCUUCCAAACCAAGUCCCAACAGCAAAACAGGAUACAAUAAUUUUGUUUCAUGCAUUGCAUAACAAAAAGUCCUGCAUGUCAACUUGAAGUGUGUUAACUUCCACCGACAGGCAGCACACCCAAACACUGAAUGUGAUCAAGAGUUUAGAAAACCACUGAGGAGCCGUGAAGAUGCAGAAACUCUGAAUCACUUUACUUUUUUGUCUUUUUGUUUGAAGUUGUAGCUGUUUGCUGUUGAACAGGGAAAAGCAGUAGAACCACCUUGUGCCUGUAACGUUUCUCUUGAAUGAUCCUAAAACACCACGAAAACUGUGAUAGUAGAGUGCUGGUGACGGUGACGAGAGAAACAUUGUUUCUUGUUACAGUUUCUUAGUUCUGUUUUGUGUCAGUCUUGUUGUAACUUGCUGGUGUAGCCAUUUUGGGAAAUCUCACUGUAUACUCACUGCAUGUUGCUCCAUCUCCAUGAAGGACGACUUGUAAAAGAUUCAGUUCCCCUCUCUCCUUCGCCAUUAGAAAUGAAAACUAAAUGUGAGGUCAGCUGUGGUACAAACUGUUCUGGUUUUAUUUUGAAGAAAGAAAUAACUCCAUGAAGAGGGAUCGCUGCAGUCUUUGUUGCCCCCUGGUGGAGUAACAGCUUGCUUUCAGGUUUUUGCAUGAGUCCUUGUCCUUUACAAGGAUGUUUACUUCAAGUUUGUUGAAAGCUGUCUUCAGAUGAACAAACACCAAAGAGGCGGAAAGAUGAACGAGUUUCUGUAGCUCAGACAAACACGGAAGAGGAAUUGUGAGCAAACCAGCUGGCUGGUUGAUGCUUUUUGUGUUUGUUUGUGUUAGUUAAGCAAGUUUUCUGUUUGGAGUUUGAUGUCCACAAACGUGUCUAUCUCAAGAAGGAACAAGGGGGAUUUUUUUUUAUCUUGUACAGAGUCUUAAAAUCUUAUUUUUUCUGUUUGUAAAAAGGGUGAAAAAACUGUCAGUCUGAGAAAUAAUGCCGCCUUCUUGAAAUGCAGGUCACAAAUCCCUUGAAUUUAGUUAAAUGACAUGGAUGUUAUGUGCCAAGAUUGGGGUAUAACUAAUGAUAAUUGUCCUCAUCGAUUGAAUCUGCCGAUAAUUUGUUCAAUGAAUCUCUUAAUUGGUUAAUCGUUUAAACUAUAAAAUGUCAGAAAAUUGUGAAAAAGGUCAAAUAUGUUCAAAAUAUCUGACCUCUUUAAAUUGCUUCUUUUGUCCAGUUAACAACCUUAAACCAAAACAUAUUCAAUUUGCAAUCAUAUAAAAUAGAAAAAAACAGCAAAUCCUCACACAUGGCAAUCUGCAACAAGCAAAUUGAGAUUUGUGCCUGAAAAAUUACUGUUUAUUAUUUCAGGCCAAUAUUUUACCUUAUUUACAAUUUAAAAAAAAUCAGCUUUUAAGACUCUGUUCUUUAUCCGUAAAAGUAUUUGCAUGGACGUUAUUUUUUCUUCACACUUCGCUGGUGGAAUCCAGCUCAUUAUAUAUAAGUUCACUACCAAGUUUGUAUUUUGCAGCUGUAUGUUUAUUAAUCACAUUUUGGGGAUGAGCCACUGACUGUAUGGUCUGAAUUUGGGUUUACAUCACCACAGCCUUUAGUAUUCUUUUAAAGCAUUUAUUUAUAUAUUUUUGUUCCUUAUUCUUUUUUUUGUUUGGAGGUUGGUUAUAAGCUAUGCACACAACCCACCUUCCUAAGUUUUUUCUAUUAGUAAUUCUAACAAAUUAUUCUAUUGAAACGAAGCUAGUAUAACCGAAAUUUAUAGAGACUCAAGUUGGAACUUUUUCUUUUUGUUGGUAUUUCUGCAGAAAUUACUAAACAAUAAAAAGCUUAUC